CAUACAUAUCUGCGUAUUUCGGUAUGAACCUGUAGACAACCGAUCAUUUUACAAAAGCAAUAAACUUGGUAUUGAUUACUUUGGAAAGUUCCUAAGCAAAAGCAAAAACACAUUUUCAAAUUUUCUGUCUGUGAUAAGUGCUUAGAUAUGUUAAUGAAUCUUGAUAUCAAGCGCUUUUAGCAUACACGUCGUAAAAAGGAACUAACAUGUAUGUGUUUGCAUACAUACCAAACUAGGUCGAUACAGCGUAAAUUGAGCUUAUUUCUAUUGCACUCAGGAAUAGAAAGCAUUACUAUCUUUUUAUAAUUAAGUGAACAAGCAUUUUUCGCUUAUCGGAGCACUGACUUGUGAAAUUAACGCUGGGAAGGCAUACAAAAAUUUCUUGAAUUUCAUCAGAUAUAAUAGUUUGUUUAGAAAAUUUGGAACAAAAGCAAAAAAAUUUUAGUGUUUGCCUAUCUCGCCUUUUCUAUUGUACUAAAUAAAAAUAAAUAUAGAAAACCUAAAGAAGCAAUAACAAAGCAGCAUUUCUUUAUAAACAUUAACGAAAGGGAGAAUAGAAUAAAGAUUAGGAAUGACAUUGGCUUCAAAGAGCUUGGAACAGCCGCAGUGUGGCAACGAUUUUAUUUUGGAGCAAAAACCCAUGGACAUAGAGGAACGUAAAGCCGGAAAUUUUUGGCUCUUUAAAUGGUUAUUUAAUUGGACAUCUAGCUCGCCGAUAAUGUUGCGUGCAGUUGAAAAGAAGAUUUUAUCCUUCCUCAAGACUCCAUAUCGUGGAUUCUUUGUAGAUAUUGGCCCAGCCGUUGGUGAAGCUGAUAAAAUAUGGACCAUCAGUAUGAAUACAGAUUCUAAAGAAGAACCUAUGGUUCUGCUACACGGAUUAGGUGCAGGAGUUGCUUUGUGGGUAAUGAAUCUAGAUUCUUUUGCUAAAGAUCGUCCCGUAUAUGCCAUGGAUGUAUUGGGCUUUGGACGUAGUUCUCGUCCUACUUUCUCUAACGACGCACUUAUCUGUGAGAAACAGUUCGUAAAGUCAGUAGAAGAGUGGAGACGGAAAAUGAACAUUAAUAGAAUGGUAUUGUUAGGUCAUUCAAUGGGAGGAUUCAUCGCUUCAAGUUACGCACUAUCAUAUCCUGAGAGAGUCAGUCAUCUUAUAUUAGCUGAUCCCUGGGGAUUUCCAGAAAAGCCUGCUGACUCAAAUACUAGCCGCCAAAUACCAUUAUGGGUAAGAGCAUUGGCAUAUGCUCUGACACCACUUAAUCCACUUUGGGCAUUACGUGCUGCCGGUCCAUUUGGGCAAUGGAUUGUGCAAAAAACACGACCGGAUAUUACACGUAAAUUUGCAUCAGCUGUAGAAGAUAAUACCAAGUUGUUACCACAAUAUAUUCAUCAAUGUAAUGCUCAAACGCCUUCUGGUGAGUCGGCGUUCCAUGCUAUGAUGGCAUCGUUUGGUUGGGCAAAAUAUCCGAUGGAACAUCGUUUGAAGGAUCUCCGAGUAGAUAUACCUAUAACUUUUAUAUAUGGAUCGCGCUCGUGGAUAGAUUCUUCUUCAGGUGAAAAAAUUAAGGCGCAACGUGUAGAUUCCAAAGUCGAUAUUAAAAUGGUAAACGGUGCGGGUCAUCAUGUGUAUGCAGACAAGCCAGACAUCUUUAACCGCUAUGUUAAUGAGGCCUGUGAAUUAUAUAAAGCUUAUGCAACAAACCUCAACGUGCGUGAUACGACAGAGUCGGACGAAGAAAUAAAUGAUGCUACUUUACAAGUUGAAACACAACAAAAAGCAGAGCAUAAAGAUCAAAAUUCAGAACAUGCUCUCUCUGAAGGUCAACACACAGAAGAGGUUGCAACAGACCUGAAACAGCAAUAGUUUACCAAAAUAUGUGUAUAUACAUAUAUAGAUAGUCGAUUAGCACACAUUUUAUACCUGCAGUCAAUCUAAUUUUCUUUAGCCGAUCUGUAUUAGUCAAUGUAUAUCACAUAGUAUUAGCCUAAAUAAAUAUUUUGAACAAAAUAGAAAAAUCUGUUAUUGCAGUUCCGUUCAUAUAAUAAUGGAAUGACUUUUUUGGCUCUGCAAUAAGUAGUAAAAGUAUUGAGAAAUAAAAGUAAAGAAUAUAAGAUUACGAAUGA
Messenger RNA from Ceratitis capitata (Mediterranean fruit fly), 2118 nucleotides. It is a transcript of the gene puml, whose product is annotated as protein ABHD4. Lineage: Eukaryota; Metazoa; Arthropoda; Insecta; Diptera; Tephritidae. The transcript is spliced from 2 exons. The record is from RefSeq and is a predicted model, not a curated record. Gene Ontology annotation, cellular component: lipid droplet. Bases 572 to 1858 code for a protein of 428 amino acids.